This is a messenger RNA of Eubalaena glacialis (North Atlantic right whale), 2884 nucleotides long. It is a transcript of the gene SLC5A7, whose product is annotated as solute carrier family 5 member 7. Gene Ontology annotation, cellular component: axon; perikaryon; synapse. NCBI's taxonomy places the organism in Eukaryota, Metazoa, Chordata, Mammalia, Artiodactyla, Balaenidae. The record is from RefSeq and is a predicted model, not a curated record. Gene Ontology annotation, biological process: transmembrane transport; neuromuscular synaptic transmission; choline transport. The transcript has 9 exons. Bases 489 to 2243 code for a protein of 584 amino acids. Gene Ontology annotation, molecular function: choline:sodium symporter activity.
GCAUUGGAAAUGACCCCGGGGAAUCACGCCCUGCUUCCAGGAGGAGGGGAGCGGGAGUGGCAGCGCCGCGCCCGUGGCGUCAGGCCGGGACCCCGCCGGGCCGCUGGCCGGGAGCCCAGAGCCCAGCCCGGCCUGGUGGCUCCGGCGCGUCCCCUGCGCCCCACGCCCGCCGGCUCGCGGGGCACUUUUCCUCUGACGUCCGCCUCCCCGGCUCUGACGAUCGCCCGCCUGCCGCCCUUAUAAAGGGGUCUGUGGCCAAUACUGGAUCGAUCGCCACUUCGCCGCGCCCACACCUGUCAGCUCCGCGCGCGCCGCGUUCCGGGAGACCCGGGGUGCGGAGUCCCCAGAGCCUGACCCUCCUGGCCCUGCCGCCCUGCGCCCCUGACCACCCCUCCCGUGUCCCGGGCAGCCUCGGCCUCCACGGUUCCCGAGAGGAGCCCGGACCCGCGGAGCGCUUCCCUGCGCGGCGACCUCUCCAGUGGCGCAGGAUGUCAGGAGCCAGCACUUUCCAGGUGGAAGGGCUGAUAGCCAUCGUGGCGUUCUACCUCCUCAUAUUGCUGGUUGGAAUAUGGGCUGCGUGGAGAACCAAGAACAGCGGCAGCUCGGGGGAGCGCAGCGAGGCCAUCAUUGUGGGUGGCCGCGACAUCGGGCUGCUGGUGGGCGGAUUCACCAUGACAGCCACCUGGGUCGGAGGAGGUUACAUCAAUGGGACAGCCGAAGCCGUGUAUGUUCCCGAUUACGGUCUAGCGUGGGCUCAGGCACCAAUUGGAUAUUCCCUUAGUCUGAUUUUAGGUGGUCUGUUCUUUGCCAAACCCAUGCGUUCCAAGGGAUACGUGACCAUGUUAGACCCCUUUCAGCAGAUCUAUGGAAAGCGCAUGGGGGGGCUCCUGUUCAUUCCCGCACUGAUGGGGGAAAUGUUCUGGGCUGCGGCCAUUUUCUCUGCCUUAGGAGCCACUAUCAGCGUGAUCAUUAGCACCGAUGUGCGCGUGUCCGUCAUUGUCUCCGCCCUUAUCGCCACGCUGUACACCCUGGUGGGCGGGCUCUACGCCGUGGCCUACACAGAUGUCGUUCAGCUCUUCUGCAUUUUCGUGGGACUGUGGGUCAGCGUCCCCUUCGCGCUGUCACAUUCUGCGGUAGCUGACAUCGGGUUCACGGCCGUGCACACCAAGUACCAGAAGCCCUGGCUGGGGACCAUUGAGCCGUUUGAAGUCUACACGUGGCUUGAUAGCUUUCUGUUGUUGAUGCUGGGUGGAAUCCCGUGGCAAGCCUACUUCCAGAGGGUCCUGUCUUCAUCCUCAGCCACCUACGCUCAAGUGCUGUCCUUCCUGGCAGCUUUCGGGUGCAUGGUGAUGGCUCUGCCAGCCAUACUCAUUGGAGCCAUUGGCGCAUCAACAGACUGGAGCCAGACUGGAUACGGGCCUCUCGACCCCAAGGACAACCAACAGGCAGACAUGAUCUUGCCGAUUGUCCUGAAGUAUCUCUGCCCUGUGUACAUUUCUUACUUUGGCCUUGGAGCCGUUUCUGCUGCUGUCAUGUCAUCAGCAGAUUCUUCCAUCUUGUCAGCAAGUUCGAUGUUUGCUCGCAACAUCUACCAGCUUUCCUUCAGACAAAAUGCUUCCGACAAGGAGCUCGUCUGGGUCAUGCGCAUCACGGUGUUCGUGUUUGGAGCUUCUGCAAUGACCAUGGCCUUGCUGACGAAGACGGUGUACGGGCUCUGGUACCUCAGCUCCGACCUCGUAUACAUCAUCAUCUUCCCGCAGCUGCUCUGCGUGCUCUUCAUCAAGGGGACCAACACGUAUGGGGCCGUGGCAGGUUACAUUUCUGGCCUUUUCCUGAGAGUAACCGGCGGGGAGCCGUACCUGAACCUGCAGCCCUUGAUCUUUUACCCUGGUUAUUACAUUGAUAAAAGUGGCAUAUAUAAUCAGAGAUUCCCAUUUAAAACCCUUGCCAUGGUGACCUCAUUCUUAUCCAACAUUUGCAUCUCUUAUUUAGCCAAAUACCUAUUUGAAAGUGGAACCUUGCCACCAAAAUUAGAUGUAUUUGAUGCUGUCGUUGCAAGGCACAGUGAAGAAAACAUGGAUAGGACAAUUCUGGUCAGAAAUGAAAAUAUUAAGCUAGAUGAACUUGCACCUGUGAAGCCUCGGCAGAGCAUAACUCUCAGCUCGACUUUCACCAAUCAGGAGGCCCUCCUCAACAUGGAUUCCAGUCCAGAGGGGUCUGGGACUGAAGAUAAUUUACAAUAAACACAUCCUCACUGCUUUCCUAGACGGAGCGCUAUAGCAGGCUAGUCCUGGAAGGGUGGUUUGCGGCAUAUAAAAUAUAUUUUAAAAAUAAUGUUCAGGAGGACAAAAAUCCAUAUAAUAGUGCAAUUGCACACAUCCAAGACAAGCCAGAAGGAAGCACCCCUGAAGCAGCAUCCCUUUCUCCCUCGUGGACACAUCUCAUCCUCAUUUGAUUUCGACUCUCAGUAGUUUUGUUAAGUAUUCAAACAUGAAUAAAACCCCACUCAAAGAAUGGAGAGCCAAAAAGAGUGUUCACCUUUAUUAUGGAAAAAGGAAGUAGAUGUGAGAAAGCCAAGGAGACUGGGUAGCCUUGAUCCCGACCUUGUUUGCGAAUGCCCUGUGAGUCUAGUUUAACUCUCACACUGAAGUUGUGAGAACAAAUCCCCAUCACUCCAGUGAAUGGUACAGCGAAUUAAUCAGCUGAUUUCUCUGAUGUGAUGAAUAAUUCCUUCUUUCAUGUUCUUAAUUAUAACAUUCGCUGAAUGUGCAAUUUGUUUUUCUUUUAGUAGUGGUAUGUAUUAUUCUGAGUGCAGGCAAAGCAGACACACAAAAAAAUAUUGUGUAGUGGCAUUUCUUGCAUGCAAGAUGAUAGUAGAUUCCGU